GCCGCGGCGCCCAUGGAAGUGCUUGGUUUCUGAUGCUGGCGUGCGCUGCGGGGAGAGGGUCCUGGACUGAAGCAGGGGUCUCCGACCUUCGGCGCCGCCGCCAUGCAGGUCUCCAGCCUCAACGAGGUUAAGAUUUACAGUCUCAGCUGCGGCAAGUCCCUUCCCGAGUGGCUUUCUGACAGGAAGAAGAGAGCCCUGCAGAAGAAAGAUGUUGAUGUCCGUAGAAGAAUUGAACUUAUUCAGGAUUUUGAAAUGCCUACUGUUUGUACCACUAUUAAGGUGUCAAAAGAUGGACAGUAUAUUUUAGCCACUGGAACAUAUAAACCUCGGGUUCGAUGUUAUGACACCUAUCAACUAUCCUUGAAGUUUGAAAGGUGUUUAGAUUCAGAAGUUGUCACCUUUGAAACUUUGUCUGAUGACUAUUCAAAGAUUGUGUUCUUACAUAAUGAUAGAUACAUUGAAUUUCAUUCACAAUCAGGUUUCUACUAUAAAACCAGAAUACCAAAGUUCGGGAGAGAUUUCUCUUACCAUUAUCCAUCCUGUGACUUGUACUUUGUUGGCGCAAGCUCUGAAGUUUAUAGGUUAAACUUGGAGCAAGGACGGUACCUGAAUCCUCUGCAAACUGAUGCUGCGGAGAAUAAUGUUUGUGACAUAAAUUCAGUGCAUGGCUUAUUUGCCACGGGAACAAUAGAGGGUCGAGUAGAGUGCUGGGACCCGAGAACGCGCGGUAGAGUUGGCCUGCUAGACUGCGUGUUAAGUAGCGUCACAGCUGAUUCAGAGAUCAACAGUUUACCAACGAUCUCUGCUUUGAAGUUUAACGGUGCCUUGACCAUGGCGGUUGGCACAUCCACGGGGCAGGUUUUAUUGUAUGAUCUUCGGUCUGAUAAGCCAUUGCUAGUUAAGGACCACCAGUAUGGGCUGCCCAUUAAGUCAAUUCAUUUCCAGGAUUCCUUAGAUUUGAUUUUGUCUGCUGACUCCAGAAUUGUCAAAAUGUGGAAUAAGAACUCAGGAAAAAUAUUUACUUCCUUGGAGCCAGAACAUGACAUUAAUGACGUCUGCCUUUACCCCAACUCAGGAAUGCUUCUUACCGCCAAUGAAACUCCCAAGAUGGGCAUCUAUUACAUUCCAGUUUUAGGUCCUGCUCCCAGGUGGUGUUCCUUCUUAGACAACCUGACAGAAGAACUAGAAGAGAAUCCAGAAAGCACAGUUUAUGAUGAUUACAAAUUUGUCACCAAGAAAGACCUUGAAAAUUUAGGGCUCACACAUCUCAUCGGAUCACCUUUUCUCCGGGCGUAUAUGCAUGGAUUUUUCAUGGACAUAAGACUCUAUCACAAGGUGAAAUUGAUGGUAAAUCCAUUUGCUUAUGAAGAAUAUAGGAAAGAUAAGAUUCGACAGAAGAUAGAAGAAACACGUGCACAGAGAGUCCAAUUAAAGAAAUUGCCAAAAGUGAACAAAGAGCUGGCACUUAAAUUAAUUGAGGAAGAGGAGGAGAAGCAAAAAUCUACAUGGAAAAAGAAAGUUAAGAGCCUUCCUAAUAUUCUCUCUGAUGAUCGAUUUAAAGUUAUGUUCGAGAACCCUGACUUCCAAGUAGAUGAAGAGAGUGAAGAAUUUAGGCUUUUGAAUCCACUUGUUUCCAAAAUUAGUGAAAAAAGGAAGAAGAAGCUAAGACUCUUAGAGCAACAGGAACUUCGUGAAAAAGAAGAGGAGGAAGAACCGGAAGGAAAACCAAGUGAUGCAGAAAGUUCUGAGAGUUCAGAUGAUGAAAAGGACUGGGUUGAAGAGGUCAGGAAACAGCGCCGACUUCUCCAACAGGAGGAAAAAGUGAAGCGGCAGGAACGACUCAAGGAGGAUCAGCAGACGGUCCUCAAGCCCCAGUUUUAUGAGAUCAAAGCAGGCGAAGAAUUCAGAAGCUUCAAAGAUUCUGCCACAAAACAGAAGCUAAUGAAUAAAACCCUUGAAGAUCGGUUGAAACUUGAAGCAAAAAAUGGGACAUUGAGUGUAUCCGACACCACGGUUGGCAGCAAACAAUUGACAUUUACAUUAAAGAAGUCUGAACAGCAGAAGAAGCAGCAGGAGGCUGAGAAACUGCACCGACAAGAGAGGAAGACACUCCGUCGUUCAGCUGGUCACCUGAAGUCAAGGUCCCGGAGAGGACGGCUGUUCCACUGAAUCUGGAAAUGGUCCUCCACGUGGUUUAGAGGGAGCAUGUCUCCCCUGGUGAUGAUCAUUGAAGUGUAUCAAACACAGACGGGAGCGCAUGUUUCUGAAGUUCCACAUAAAUCCUGGCUGUGCCUACAGGGGUGGAGAGCUGGUCCCUGGCCCCCACCCCAGGUCAGACCGUCAGGCUGGUCUCCUGGCCCGCGCGGCGCCCCCAGAGAACUUCUGCACGUUGUCGCUCCUGCGGACAUUAUUCUUUCCCCCUGGUUUUAAUCAAGUAAAGCAGGUUGUUUUUUAACGUUGUGAAAUGCGCACCAUGAAAUGAGAGGUUAUCCUGUGCUAAAAGCCAGUACGGAUCGUCUUCUCGGAACUGUCUUUCUUGCACUGCCUGCUGCCAUCAUGGAUAAACUGCCCAGAAAUGCAUUCCUGUCGUACCUUCCCGUGGGCAUUGGUCGUGUGUGUUUAUAACUAUAUGCAGGCAGGGGUGUUGCUUAUUUAUGUGUUAGUUUGGGAUUUAAAAAAAAUUUAUUUUUAUACCAAGACAAUAUAAAUUAAUGGCAAUACAAUUGGAAACAAGAAGUAGAAGCUACUGGGUAUUCUUUUAACUUUUCACAAGAUUGAAUACAGAUUUUUUUUUUAAUCUUUCUUAAGCACAGUUGGAGAUAUACUGGUGGAGAAAACAUUUAUAAAAAUAAAUGCUUUCUUUUGAACAGC
Messenger RNA from Camelus dromedarius (Arabian camel), 2871 nucleotides. RefSeq names its product nucleolar protein 10 (gene NOL10). Gene Ontology annotation, molecular function: protein binding. NCBI's taxonomy places the organism in Eukaryota, Metazoa, Chordata, Mammalia, Artiodactyla, Camelidae. The record is from RefSeq and is a predicted model, not a curated record. Gene Ontology annotation, biological process: maturation of SSU-rRNA from tricistronic rRNA transcript (SSU-rRNA, 5.8S rRNA, LSU-rRNA). The transcript is spliced from 21 exons. Bases 103 to 2169 code for a protein of 688 amino acids. Gene Ontology annotation, cellular component: small-subunit processome; nucleolus; 90S preribosome.